This is a messenger RNA of Coffea eugenioides, 3259 nucleotides long. RefSeq lists its product as uncharacterized. The coding region runs from base 246 to 3125 and encodes 959 amino acids. Gene Ontology annotation, molecular function: calcium ion binding; protein binding. The transcript has a single exon. The record is from RefSeq and is a predicted model, not a curated record. Gene Ontology annotation, cellular component: plasma membrane. Lineage: Eukaryota; Viridiplantae; Streptophyta; Magnoliopsida; Gentianales; Rubiaceae.
GUUUUUAAAGCUUAACUUGAAAAGCCAGAGUCAUGCAGGAGAGUCUAGUGGGACUAAUCAACACUUGCAGACAUUAAAAAAAAAAAGGAAGAUUCUGAUUGAACCCAAUCAUGAAAGCUUCUUGUUACUUUCUGUAUUACUCUGUUAGUCUCCUCUCUUGAGUCUUUCUCCUUUUUGACUUCCGAUAGGUGCUGAGGAGGAGGAGAAUGGAGAAAUAAGAAAUCCAGAGAAAAGCGCGGAAGAUUAUGGGGAGAAUAGAUUUAGCUUUUCCAACAGAACUCACGACGACUGACACCAGGUUGGAGAAGGUGAAGAGAAUCUUCCAGGUAUUCGACCUGAACAAGGAUGGCUGUCUGAACCGGGACGAAAUGGCUGCCCUGGUGGUGGCUGUAAACCCCAGGGUCAAGUUCAGCAACGACCAAGUUGACGCCAUCAACAACGAGGUUUUCCUAACCUACGCCCCGUUCAUCCAUGGUGAAAAGGGCCUGACGAUCGAAGGACUAUUGUGCACCUACGACGAUGGUGCCGGUGACAUUGACCGUGACUUCGACGCCCUUGGCCUCGACCUCAACACACCCGUCCCCGACGCUGUGGGGGGUUCAUCGAAGCCCACGACUAUCCGUACCAGAUUGGAGAAGGUGAAGAGAAUCUUCCAACGAUUCGACGCGAACGGAGAUGGCGGUCUGAACCGGGACGAAAUGGCUGCCCUGGUGGUGGCUACAAACCCCAUGGUCAAGUUCAGCACCGACCAAAUUGACGCCAUGAGCAACGAGGUUUUCCGAACCUAUCCCCAGUUCAUCCGCGGUGAAAAGGGCUUGACGCUCGAGGGACUAUUAUGCACCUACGACGAUGGCGCCGGAGACAUGGACCGUGACUUCGAUACUCUUGGCCUCGACCUCAACACCCCCGUCCCCGACGAUGUGGGGGGUUCAUCGAAGCCCACGACUAUCCGUACCAGAUUGGAGAAGGUUAAGAGAGUCUUCCACCGAUUCGACGCGAACAGGGAUGGCGGUCUGAACCGGGACGAAGUGGCUGCCCUGGUGGUGGCUACAAACCCCAUGGUCAAGUUCAGCACCUACGAAAUUGACGCCAUGAGCAACGAGGUUUUCCGAACCUAUGCCCGGUUCAUCCAUGGUGAAAAGGGCUUGACGCUCGAGGGACUACUAAUCUCCUACGACGAUGGCGCCGGAGACAUUGACCGUGACUUCGAUGUUCUUGGCCUCGAUCUCAACCACACGGUAGUGUUCCAUGAAACUUAUAAGUUUCUGGACGAUCUUGAUAUUUUGAUUGGAAAGUUGAAAAAACCGAAACAAGCCAAAGAUGGGAAGAUUAAGAAAAUUGGCAAUAAUUCAGAUAAAAUUUCCCAGCCGCAGAUGUCAGAUAAGAAAGUAAAUUGGGAGGAGUCAGGUCAAAAUUAUACUGUUUUCGUGAAGGAUUUGGUUGAUUUGAGGUCAAGGGCCGAUAAGAAUGGCUCGAGGGAAGAGGCAUGUGAUCGGCAUAUGGCGAUCGGAAGAGUUAUAUAUGAUUACCGUUUCCAUAACGAGGCUUUGAUCAGUUUCAGGAGAGCUUUGGAGCUGCAGCCAACAAAUGUGGUCGCUCAUUUUCGAGCUGGGAAUUGUUUGUAUGAGCUUGGUAGGCAUGGGGAGGCAAAAGAGGAGUUUUUGCUGGCAUUAGAGGCCUCAGAGGUAAAUUUUAGAGAUUUGGAGUACUUAAUUCCUCAGAUACAUGUGAAUCUGGGACUUGUGCUUGAAAAUGAAGGAAUGGUUUUUAAUGCUUGUGAUCAUUAUAGAGAGGCAGUUAUUUUGUGUCCAACUCAUUUUAGAGCUUUGAAACGAUUGGGGAGUGCACUUGUUGCUGUAGGCGAGUAUGGGGCAGGCGUUGUAGCUUUAGAGGAGACUGUAUUUUUGAACAGAGCUUAUGUCGAUGCAUUCUAUGAUUUGGCUUCAGCUUUAGUCGCUAUGGGUGACGAAGAGAGGGCAAUUAUGGAGUUUUAUAAGGUUCUUGAAUUGAAACCUGGACAUGUGGAUGCUCUGUACAAUUUGGGUGAGCUUUUCAUGGAUACGGGUAGAUAUCCAAGAGCUUUUGAGAUGUAUACUCGGGUAUUAGCAGAGUUGCCGAAUCAUUGGAAAGCCCAACUUAGUAAGGCAGUAUAUUUGUUUGGAAAAAAUGAAAUUGAAGAAGCUAAGCAAGCUUUGAAAGAAGGUUUGAAAAUGGUGAAUGGAGUUGAAUUGCAUGAUCGCUUAGCAUACUUGAAGCAGCUCCAGAAGAAGAGGUUGAAGGGGAAAGAAGGUGGCUUUGGGGAGGGAGCCUAUAUAAUUGUGGAACCAUCGAAGUUCAGGAUGGCAGACGACAGUACUACUCUUAGGUUGGAACUAGCUAAUGCUCUUCAUAUCCGGGCUUUUCAAAGGACUACUGGACUGAGUCGAUGUGAUGUUGAUCUUAUAAAGAAGCAAAUUAAUGAAUACUCUCUUCCAGAUUCUGAUUCUGGGAGCAUUUUUGCAGAAAGAUCCAUCCGCAAGGCCUCCCUAGAGGGGAUUCUCCGUGAAUUACUUAGUUUUUUGAAGCCUGAGACCUUCGUAGGUUCCGUUAAAGCAAUAAACAAGAAAAUUCUCUCUGUUUUUGAUGAAGUUUAUACAGGUAACAUCGAUAUAGACUUGUUUUUCGCUGUUAUUGCCCCUCUUUGCAGCAGUCCCCUGGAGAGGAGAAAAAGGGUAGCAUAUCAUGCGCUUCUAUGCCGGCCUGGCAAUGAAGGUAGCAGCAAAAUAAAGAAAAGUGAUGCUCAAAGGUACAUAAAACUGUUGAGGGCCAUCUACAUCCCUUCUUUUGGUGUUAAUGAUAUUCUCGAAAUAGACGACACCAAUGAAUCAAUGGUUUCUUUGACAGAGUUCCUGGCAAUGUUUGAUGAUCCGGAUAGGGGUUUUGGUAUCAUUUCCACUCUGUUGAAGCUAGAAACUGGGAAAAGGAAUGGUAGCUAUGUUUGUGCAACCUGCCGUUCUGCAAUCAUUGGUUCUCGCUUUAAAGAGAUGGAAUCCCACUUCAGUCUCUGUGGCCAGUGCUACAGCGAAGGAAAAGCGCCUUCCACCAGUGAACAAGAAGAGUACGCAUUCAGAGAGUAUGCCAACUGAAGCUGAAGUAGUGAAGGAUGAUGCAUAUGGGAGGGGAAAAAAAUUCACAUUUUUGUGUAAACUCUCAUUAAUUAUUUCAUUUUUGCAGUAGAGACGGUAAAAAUUUAUGAUUCAAUCAAAACUGUAACAGUUUA